CUUUGUUUUUUUUCCUCAGUUUCCUAUUUCCCACCUGAAACAAAUUCGUGAUUCCUUCCAAUUCCUCCUUUCCUUGUUUAUUACGUUUUCACUUUCAGUUAUUUACCUCUCCAACGAGAAAAACGACGCCGAUUAAAAGCAUCGUUUGCCGCCAUGGUCGGAACUUCUUCGAGGGAGGCGCAGCUCUCCAUAGCGGCGUCCUCCAUGUUCCCGGGCUUCAGGUUCUCCCCCACCGACGAGGAGCUGAUAUCGUUUUACCUCAAGAAAAAGAUGGAGGGUUCGGAGAAGAGCAUUGAGGUCAUCACCGAGGUUGAGAUUUGGAAGUAUGAGCCCUGGGACUUACCAGCCAAGUCUGUGAUUCCGUCAAACAGCGAGUGGUUCUUCUUUUCUCCUCGUGGGAGGAAGUAUCCAAAUGGCUCGCAGAGUAGGAGGGCGACUGAGUUAGGUUAUUGGAAGGCCACGGGUAAAGAACGUAAUGUUAAGUCAGGUUCGACAUUUAUUGGUACCAAAAGGACACUUGUAUUCCACAUAGGCCGUGCACCAAGAGGAGAAAGGACGGAAUGGAUUAUGCAUGAAUACUGCAUGCUUGACAAAUCCCAGGACUUCAUGGUUGUUUGCCGCCUUCGAAAGAACAGCGAUUUUCGUCUAAAUGAUUCUACCAAUCAAGCUUCUUCAACUCAAGCACCAAUAGCAACAGUGCCCAAUAGUAACUGUGCUGUCUCUGAUGCUGGUGCUGAUCAAGCUGACAAGGCAGUUGAAUGCUGUUCGAAGAAGAGUAGUAGUUAUGAUUCUUAUUCUAUUGAGCAAACUGAUUCUGCAACUGAAUCCAAUCAAAAACUCACAUCGGAGGACACACAACCAGAAUGUUCUGGGCAUCAGAAGGAUCAUGUUGAUGACGAUGACUUUUAUGCGGAAAUACUGAAAGACGACAUAAUCAAGCUGGACGAAACACCCACACCUUCUGGUUUUCACAUGCGACAUCGUGAUGUUGCCCCACCCGAAAAUGUGCAGAGAUCUCAAGAGCCGGUGGAGUCUGAUGCUUCCCAGGGUACUGCAAACCGUAGAAUCAGAUUGAAGGUAGUACCGCGAACCAGUAAAAAGUAUUUUAUUGGUGAAUUUCCAGAGGAGUCGCCAAAAUAUAUCAAAAGUGUUUCACUGUUUAGGAUAGCGGUGAGUCGUCAACUUGUACUUCUAUUGCUUCUUCUCACUUUUAUGGCUUUCUUGGGAGGUUUCUGGCGUGUGAGAAGGGUCAUAUACAACUCUUUGUAUAAGGGUUUCUUGCGUUGAUUGUCAAUAUCAGCCUAGUUCACACGA
This is a messenger RNA of Humulus lupulus (European hop), 1314 nucleotides long. RefSeq names its product NAC domain-containing protein 40-like. Gene Ontology annotation, biological process: regulation of DNA-templated transcription. The record is from RefSeq and is a predicted model, not a curated record. NCBI's taxonomy places the organism in Eukaryota, Viridiplantae, Streptophyta, Magnoliopsida, Rosales, Cannabaceae. The transcript is spliced from 4 exons. Gene Ontology annotation, molecular function: DNA binding. Bases 154 to 1287 code for a protein of 377 amino acids.